Messenger RNA from Funneliformis mosseae, 1003 nucleotides. Lineage: Eukaryota; Fungi; Glomeromycota; Glomeromycetes; Glomerales; Glomeraceae. The record is from the annotation of a GenBank genome assembly.
AUGACCGACAUCGUUGGCAUUAUUGAUAGGGUCAUUUUAUUGGGCCAGCAAAUUGCUGAGCGAUUGGAAGCGUAUAAAGAGGCUGUCGAGAGUCUCUCAAAGUUGGAAAAAAUUUUAGAAAUGCUCAAAGCUAUGUUCAAAAACAUUGUUACCGCCAGUAUUGAUAAGGCCUAUAUUGUCAGUAUCAAGGACACCCUUGAACGAACCGAAAAGGUUUAUAUAAAGUGUGUUGGGGACCUUACCAUAAAAGACAAAAAGUCUUUCACUGGAAAGGUCAAGAAAGUCGUUGGAAUAUAUAAAGCCCCCAGUAUUCUAGCUGACAUCCAAAAGUCCAUCAUGGACGUUGAAACCCAUCUUAACAUCACAGAUACUGCUUUGAGUAUCGCACAACGCGCUCAGACUGUAUCCGCAUCAACAAUCGUUUCAACAACUACCUCAACAUCAACUUUAACAACCGCUUCUACAAACAUCAUUAGUUCGGAAUUGAAAGAUGCCCUUGCCAAUACAAUUGAUGAAUUAGUGACAAGGCUUAAAAGCGAUUGUCAGCAGCUUCAAGAAAAACUCGAACGUUGUACACUUUCCACCGAACCUUUUUUUUUUGAAAGGUUUUCAAGAGAUAAUCCUGAGGCGAUUUCAUUUUGGAAGGAACGUUUCAGGUCUGCUGAGCUCACCAUAUCAUCUGUUGCCCCUUACGAGAAUAUGUACGUCUCAUGGGCUCGAUUUAUUCAUGAACUCGAGGUAACCUUUGAGCUGAGGAAUAUUCCAACCGCAACCAAGGAGGAUUACUUCGGUUCCAUCGAUGACAUCCGCCGGUAUGGUAACAGAUAUUACAUCGAUUCAAAUGGGACGCGCAAUCUUAAAGACAUUCGACCACUAUGGAUUCCAUCCUUGCGAAAAGCAUUGGAUCCACUUCAUAAAGGUUACAUUAAACCACAUGAUUAUUUGAAUUUCCUUGGUAAAGAUUCGUUGUCCAACAAAUUGAGGCAAGUCGUUCUCGAUAGCU